Messenger RNA from Acanthosepion pharaonis, 690 nucleotides. The record is from the annotation of a GenBank genome assembly. NCBI's taxonomy places the organism in Eukaryota, Metazoa, Mollusca, Cephalopoda, Sepiida, Sepiidae.
AUGUUAUACAACCCCUCGUCCUUCGGCAAACAUCGGUUCUUUCCGCUGCUGCUCGCGGAUAAAAAACACUUUGGAACUUUUGUAAUUCUCUGGCAAUUUUUUCCCACUGACCGCUCAUUGGGGCGUGUCUUUUUUUUUCAUAUUUUUUUCUUUCUCCUCCCACCACUUUGUUAUCUUUGGUCUUUUUUUCAUAUUUUUCUUUCUUUUUUAUUACUCCUCCUUCUUUGUUAUCUUUCGUCUUAUUUCAUAUGUUCUUUUCUUUUUCACAACUCUUCUCUUUGUUAUCUUUCAUCAUUUUUUUCAUAUUUACUUUUCUUUCUCACUCCCCUCUUUACUAUUAUUAGUCUUUUUUUUUUUUUUUUCGUAUUUUCUUUUCUUUUUUACUCUUCCUUCUUUAUCUUUCGUCUUUUUUUCAUAUUUUCUUUUCUUUCUAACUCCUCCUUCUUUGCUAUCUUUCGUCUUUUUUAUAUUUAUCUUUCUUUCUCACUCCCCUCUUUGCUAUCUUUUGUCUUUUUUUCAUAUUAUUCUUUCUUUCUCGCACCCGUUCUCUUUGUUAUCUUUCGUUUUGGGGUUUUUUUUUCUCAUAUUUACCUUUUUUCUCACUCCCUUAUAUUAUAUUUCACCUUUUCCUCAUAUUUUCUUUACUUACUUUCUCACUCCUCCGUCUUUGUUUUCUUUCGUUAUUUUUAA